This is a messenger RNA of Akanthomyces muscarius, 267 nucleotides long. RefSeq lists its product as uncharacterized. NCBI's taxonomy places the organism in Eukaryota, Fungi, Ascomycota, Sordariomycetes, Hypocreales, Cordycipitaceae. The transcript is spliced from 2 exons. The record is from RefSeq and is a predicted model, not a curated record. Bases 1 to 267 code for a protein of 88 amino acids.
AUGCGCCAACAACCGUCUCUAGCUGCCGACUUGACAGUGUGUAGACACAGGCUAACAAGGGACAAGUUUGAGAUGCAAAUGCGCCAGAUACGGGGCGCUCUGGGGAGAUGGGAUGGCGUUCCGUGGCGAAGCGGCCUGCACAACUUUAUUUUGUGGCCUUGGCUGGACUUGAUUCUCGGCGCCGACUUGGCUUUUGCAUUUGAUUGCGUCAGGGGCGACAGAUCGGCAACGUCGACCUUAUCUGGACGGCUGGCAGCAGCCGUGUAG